AUGAUGUCCCUUCGCUCCGCUGUGCGGAGAGCUUCGUGCAAGCCCCUCCGUACCCUCUCCGCACCGACUGCUUCUCCUCUGCGAGUCUCGGCUGGCAAGGCCACCUCCCUCCGCCAGACUCGCAGCUACUCUCGCGCCACCGAUCCUCACCUCACCUCCACUCGCAGCACCGUCGUGCAGCUGCUGAGCAACAUUGGGUCGAAGCGCGAGGUUCAGCAGUACCUCUCCCACUUUACCUCCGUCUCCUCCCAGCAAUUCGCCGUGAUCAAGGUCGGUGGUGCCAUUAUCACCGAGCACCUGGAGACCCUCUCCUCCGCGCUCGCUUUCCUCAACCAUGUCGGUCUUUACCCCAUCGUCGUUCACGGUGCGGGCCCCCAGCUCAACCGUAUGCUGGAGGCGGCUGGCGUCGAGCCCCAAUUCGAGGAUGGAAUCCGUGUGACUGAUGGCAAGACCUUGGCUCUCGCCCGUAAGUUGUUCCUGGAGGAGAACAUGAAGUUGGUGGAGGAGCUCGAGCGCAUCGGUAUUCGUGCGCGCCCCAUCACCGCGGGUGUCUUCUCGGCAGACUACUUGGACAAGCCCAAGUACAACCUGGUUGGUAAGAUUAACGGUGUGGACAAGGCCCCCAUUGAGUCUGCCAUCGCCGCUGGCUGUCUCCCCAUUCUGACUUCCAUGGCCGAGACCUGCGAUGGUCAGGUCCUCAACGUCAAUGCGGACGUGGCGGCCGGUGAGCUUGCGCGCUCCCUGCAGCCCCUCAAGAUCGUCUACCUCGCUGAGAAGGGUGGUCUCUUCAACGGUGAUACCGGUGAGAAGAUCUCCGCUAUCAACCUUGAUGAGGAGUACGACCACCUCAUGAACCAGUGGUGGGUGCGCCACGGUACUCGUUUGAAGAUCAAGGAGAUGAAGGACCUCCUGAGCGACCUGCCUCGCUCCUCCAGCGUGGCCAUCAUCCACCCUGCUGAUCUUCAGAAGGAGUUGUUCACUGACUCCGGUGCUGGUACCCUGAUCCGCCGUGGCAACAAGAUCCACGUCAAGACCUCUCUCUCCGAGUUCGAGGAUAUGGACGCCCUGAAGGAGGUCCUCAUCCGUGACCGUGAGGGUCUUGAUGCUCGUGCCGUCGUCGACCGUUACGUCGAGGGCAUGAAGGAGAAGGACUUCAAGAUCUUCUACGAUGAGCCCAUGGAGGCUCUCGGAGUUCCCGGCUCCCAGAUGGCUCACCUGGCCACUUUCACCAUCACUAAGUCUGGAUGGUUGACCAACGUUGCCGAUAACGUCUUCGCCAGCAUCAAGAAGGACUUCCCCAAGCUCGCAUGGACCGUCAAGGAGGACGACGAGAACCUGACCUGGUUCUUCGACAAGGCCGACGGCAGUCUGAGCCGUGACGGCCAGGUCCUCUUCUGGUACGGCGCUGAGAACGGCGAGGAGGUGAAGCAGCUGGUCCAGGAAUUCAACCAGCACGGUCGCCAGAUGUUCGGCGACAUCAACCUCGAGGCCCGUCUCCACCGUGCUGCCGAGGCCGCUGCCAACAUUGGCAAGGGCUUCGGUGCCAGCGGCGCCUCUGCUGAGCAGAAGCGCGGCUUCUCCACCGUCACCAACGCCCUGCGCAUGAACCGCACCACCCGCCCCGCUGUUGCGGUCAACGCGUUCCGUUCUUACUCCACCACCAACCCUAACCCUCCUCUCGGAGAGAAGAACAACUCCAACACCCAGCCCGCCAAGGUUGCCCUCAUCGGUGCCCGUGGCUACACUGGCCAGGCUCUGAUCAACCUGCUCAACGCCCACCCCAACAUGGAUCUCCGCCACGUCUCCUCCCGCGAGUUGGCCGGCAAGAAGCUCCAGGGCUACGAGAAGCGCGAGAUCAUCUACGAGAACCUCAGCCCGGAAGAUGUCCGGAAGAUGUCCGCCAACGGCGACAUUGACUGCUGGGUGAUGGCCCUGCCCAACGGCAUCUGCAAGCCCUUCGUCGAUGCCGUCGACGAGGGUGCCAAGGAGGGCAACGUCAUUGUUGACCUCAGCGCCGACUACCGCUUCGACCCCAAGUGGACCUACGGUCUCCCCGAGCUGGUUGAGCGCUCCAAGAUCGCCCGUGCCACCCGUAUCGCCAACCCUGGAUGCUACGCCACCGCUGCCCAGCUUGGAAUUGCUCCCCUCGUUCCCUUCCUCGGCGGCCAGCCCACCUCUUUCGGUGUCUCUGGAUACUCUGGUGCUGGCACCAAGCCUAGCCCCAAGAACGACGUGCAGUUCCUGACCAACAACCUCAUCCCCUACAGUCUGACUGAUCACAUUCACGAGCGCGAGAUCAGCGCUCAGUUGGGUACUCCUAUUGCCUUUAUCCCCCACGUCGCUGUUUGGUUCCAGGGUAUCUCCCACUCCAUCAGCAUUCCCCUGAAGCAGAAGAUGACUUCUCGCGACAUCCGUAACCUCUACCAGGAUCGUUACGCUGGCGAGAAGCUUGUCAAGAUCGUCGGCGAGGCCCCUCUCGUCAAGGACAUUGCCGGCCGCCACGGUGUCGAGAUCGGUGGCUUCGCUGUCCACUCUAGCGGCGAGCGCGUUGUUGUUUGCGCCACCAUCGACAACCUGCUCAAGGGUGCCGCCACCCAAUGCCUGCAAAACAUGAACUUGGCUCUGGGCUACUCCGAAUACGAGGGUAUUCCCCUCGACUAA
Molecule: messenger RNA, 2661 nt
Organism: Penicillium brevicompactum
Lineage: Eukaryota; Fungi; Ascomycota; Eurotiomycetes; Eurotiales; Aspergillaceae
Gene: argEF
Product: bifunctional acetylglutamate kinase/N-acetyl-gamma-glutamyl-phosphate reductase
Exons: 4
Coding region: 1-2661 (886 amino acids)
Biological process (GO): L-arginine biosynthetic process
Cellular component (GO): mitochondrion; mitochondrial matrix; cytoplasm
Molecular function (GO): arginine binding; NADP+ binding; L-glutamate N-acetyltransferase activity, acting on acetyl-CoA as donor
Source: RefSeq, a predicted model, not a curated record